Lutzomyia longipalpis is the source of this 1246-nucleotide messenger RNA. Its product is annotated as peroxiredoxin 1-like. Gene Ontology annotation, molecular function: thioredoxin peroxidase activity. Gene Ontology annotation, biological process: cellular response to stress; cell redox homeostasis; removal of superoxide radicals. Bases 458 to 1048 code for a protein of 196 amino acids. The record is from RefSeq and is a predicted model, not a curated record. NCBI's taxonomy places the organism in Eukaryota, Metazoa, Arthropoda, Insecta, Diptera, Psychodidae. Gene Ontology annotation, cellular component: cytosol. The transcript is spliced from 2 exons.
UGAUUGAAACGUAAUCAUAGUUUUAAUGUUAAACGUCCCAUUAAAUAAAUUACUUCUACUCUGGUAUAUAAAGUAAAAUAAUCAAAAGUAUAAUCUUGCUAAAAAAUCGAUUUCUUUAAAAUAUUAAAAUCAAUACUCCUAAUGUUACCUAUACCUACACUACAUAGAAGUUAUGAGAGAAGAGCAAUUUUAUUGAUGUUCUAACACAUCACAUACUAUAGCUAUAGCUAGAGAGCUACAUGUGUGCGCUUGUUGGAUGCUAAAACGCAGCAUUAUGACGCAGCUUCGGAAAAAUAUAUCGUCGUGUCCACGAUGACGAAUAAAAUGUGAAAACUCGGAAAAUUCCCCCGACAAUUUCUUUCCGCUCAGUCAGUCAACAUUUUGCUUUAAUACCAAAAAGUCACAAAAGCGGAAGUGCUCAGUUCGCAGGAAAUUAAAUUAAAUAAAAUAAAAGAAUAUGACACCACCAAUUGGAAAGAAAGCUCCCGAAUUUUCCGGCACAGCUGUAAUUGAGGGACAAUUCAAGGACAUUUCCUUAGAUGAUUAUGCCGGAAAAUAUCUCGUGCUCUUCUUCUAUCCGCUUGAUUUUACCUUUGUGUGCCCAACGGAAAUUGUGGCAUUUGCAGAUCAUAUUGAGGAAUUUCGAAAAAUAAAUUGCGAAGUUAUAGCUGUGUCCACUGAUUCGCAUUUUUCGCAUUUUGCCUGGUGUCAAGUACCAAGGAAAUCCGGUGGUUUGGGUCAAGAUCUGGCCCUUCCAUUGCUCGCUGAUAAAUCCAUGCGUAUUGCAAAGGCUUACGGGGUACUAAAUGAGGACACAGGAGUCCCAUUUCGGGGACUCUUCAUCAUCGAUGGCAAUCAAACGUUGCGCCAGGUGACGGUGAAUGACCUACCAGUUGGUCGUUCUGUGGAUGAAACCCUACGCUUAGUACAGGCCUUCCAGUACACCGAUAUCCAUGGUGAAGUUUGUCCAGCAAAUUGGCGUCCUGGCUCCAAGGCAAUGCAAGCCGAUACAACAAAGUCAAAGGAUUACUUUGAGGCCGUCAACUAAACAAAUGUUUGGGAAAGCAAACAAUUCAAUCAAAUUUUUUUCUAAUAAAUCCUCACUCCUGGCAUGGCUGAUGGAAUGUCAGCAAAUACAGGAACGCACUACAAAUAGCAUUUAGAUGAGAAACUUUUUAACCACUGAUUUGCCAUGGCAACACUUUUAAUAAAUAAAAAUAAAGUGUGUGUAUUUUGUUGUAUUUAC